Molecule: messenger RNA, 507 nt
Organism: Trichoderma reesei QM6a
Lineage: Eukaryota; Fungi; Ascomycota; Sordariomycetes; Hypocreales; Hypocreaceae
Exons: 7
Coding region: 1-507 (168 amino acids)
Source: RefSeq, a predicted model, not a curated record
AUGGCUCUGGCUCUGGCUUGGGUCCUGCUCAAGUGUGUACUAACCGGCCCCGCCUUGCCGGUCCGAGAUGAAGCAUCACCAAUGCCAUACUCUGGUGCACCAGGAUAUCGGACGUCCCUCCUCACAGUCUCGUCUGCCCCCGAGAUUCGUUACCAUGUCAACUCUCCUCAGAUUUACAACAGAGUACAACAGAGGGCGGCAAAGAGCCUGGCCUUUCCGGCAACAUUGAUCGACGGGACGGUACUGAACUCGGUACCCUACGGUAUUAAGAAAACCACCGCCUGGGAGCAAGGAAACCCGCUCGGGGACCAUGACCGGGUACCCUGGUCGAGCUGGCCCGGCUCUCGUCACAAGCGCAGACGCCAGGCGAUGAUGGCCGCGAGCUCACCUCCAACUCGCAAGGAUGCUGAUGCCUCCUCUACUCCGGGAACCUGGGAUCAGGUGCUCCGGCGCCUGGUCGGGCAACUGCUGGCAAGGGCCAUGUCUCAGCCGGAAAUGCAACUCUAG